AUGAGGUUGAGAUCUGUGCUGUGGAGUUUCCUCGCUCUGUCGGUCGCCAGCCUCCCUGAGGUCCAAGUCAGACUGGUUCGCAACCAUGUCAGCAGCAUCUGCAGCACAUGGGGCAGAGAGCACUUCAAGACCUUUGAUGGUGACGUGUACCAGUUUCCCGGAAUGUGCGAGUACAACCUGGUCUCUGACUGCCACGAGUCCUAUCAGGGGUUCUCAGUACACAUAAAGAGGACAGAAAAGGAUGGAAUCCCUACCAUCACUUACUUGGCGGUCACCAUCAAUGAACUCUUGUUUCACCUUAGCAAGAGCUGGGUCACUGUCAACUAUGAGCAAGUCCGUCUACCUUAUUACAAGGGAGGGGUGCAAGUGGAAAAUAAUGCAGUUUACAUUAAGCUUCAGACCAAACUGGGGUUCACUGUCAUGUGGAAUGGAGAUGAUGCAGUGAUGGUGGAAAUUGAUAAUGACUUUGCAAACCAAACUUGUGGCCUUUGUGGAGACUUCAAUGGUGUUCCAGUCUACAAUGAGUUCAUUCAUAAUGGCCGCAAAAUCAGCCCCAUCGAGUUUGGCAACAAACACAAAACCCUUCGCCCAAAUGAUGACUGCGAGGACCCCUAUGAAGAGGAAGAGGAAUUACUGGAGGCUGUUACUGACUCAGAUUCCUGCAAGGAAUCACUAACCAUCUGUAAACAAAUGUUUCUGUCAGAGUCCUGGAGCUCAUGCACUGAACUGAUUGAUCCUGAAGCUUACAUCCAGGCAUGUGUGAAGGACAUGUGUGGCUGUAGUAACAACACCAAUGACUUCUGUGUCUGUAGCACACUGUCUGAGUAUUCCCGACAGUGUUCCCAUGCAGGAGGACAACCUCCCAACUGGAGGACACCUCAGUUCUGUGCUAAACAGUGCCCCUACAACAUGGUGUAUGAAGAAAGUGGAUCCCCUUGUAUGGAUACUUGCACAAAUCAGGACACAAGUUCACUCUGUGAAGACCACAAAAUGGACGGUUGCUUCUGUCCUUCUGGAACUGUGUUGGAUGAUAUUUCUGAGAGAGGUUGUAUUCCUCAGUCUGAAUGUCAGUGCAAGCAUGUCAAAAUCUACAACUCUGGAGAGGUUUACCUACGAGAUCGGGAGGAAUGUACAUGCUUUGAGGGCAGAUGGGACUGUAUCAGUCUUGAAACGCUUGCUACCUGUGCAGUUGAAGAAGGUUCACAUUUCACUACUUUUGAUGGGAAAACCUACACCUUCCAUGGAGACUGUUACUACACUCUGGCAAAGGAUGAAGCAAGCCCAACGUUUACCCUCCUGGCCCAGCUGGUGCCCUGUGCUCACCAACAGUUUGACACAUGCAUGAAGGCCCUAAAAAUCCUGCUAAACAAUGACAAAAACAAUGUACUAACAUUCACCUCUGAUGGUGCAAUUAAGCAGAACAUGCAGACUGUCACUUUACCAUACAACUCAGGAGACAUCAGCAUUUUCCACGCCUCAUCCUUUCACAUUUUGAUGCAGACCAGAUUUGGGUUGCAGAUUCAGAUCCAGCAUGUCCCUCUUAUGCAAGUCUACAUACGCCUGGAGCAAAGCUACAAAUCAAAGACACGUGGUUUAUGUGGGAACUUCAACAUGAUCUUGAGUGACGAAAUGAAGACUCCUCAGGGGAUCGUGGAGGGAACUGCAGCAACCUUCAGUAACUCUUGGAAGGCUAACCUCAUGUGCUCAGACAGACAGGAAAGACUUGAUGACCCAUGUUCCCUCAGUUUGGAAAGUGAGCUCUAUGCCAAACACUGGUGUGCCUUACUUCUGAGCCCAAACAGUACAUUUGCCCAGUGUCGAUCGGUUGUUGAUCCUGAGAUGUUUUACAAGCGAUGCACCUACUCAGCCUGUAGUUGUGAGAAGAGCGAGGCCUGUUUGUGUGCUGUCUUCUCCUCUUAUGCUCGAGCUUGUGCAGAAAAGGGAGUCUUCCUGACAAACUUAAGAGAGAGUGUGUGUGAUACAUACACAAAGAGCUGCCCAGCAUCCCAGACCUUCUCUUACGCACAUCAGAGAUGCCAGUUGACAUGCAGAUCUUUGGGCUCGGAGGAACAAAGCUGCACUUCCGACUUCUUGCCUGUGGACGGUUGCUCCUGUGCUGAGGGUCUCUAUUUGAAUGAAAAUGGUCUUUGCGUCCCAUUAGAAAAAUGUUCCUGUUACCAUAACGGGAUUUACAUUAAUCCAGGAAAGUCCAUCAACAUCAGAGAUGAGCACUGUCUAUGCAACAGUGGAGUGCUUCAUUGUCAUUCCUGGAGAAGCCGUUCAUCAUUAUGUCCUUUCCCAAAAGCCUUCUUCAACUGCUCCUCUGCAACCACAGGAGAACUUGGACUACAGUGUGCUAAAACCUGUUUAAAUCUGGAUAGUAAUGAAUGCGACUCUACAGAGUGUGAAUCUGGUUGUCGGUGUCAGGAUGGCCUCCUUGAAGACGGCAAAGGUUCCUGUGUAAAAGAAAUUGACUGUCCAUGUCAGCACAACGGACAUUUUUUUGCUCCCGGAGUGGUGAUUCCUAACCAGUGCAACAAGUGUACCUGCAAAAGUGGAAAAUGGGAGUGCACUGAGAAGAAAUGUCCAGGAACCUGCGUUAUUUAUGGAAGUGGGCACUACAACACAUUUGAUCAGAGGACAUACGGAUUUCAGGGAGACUGUGCUUAUGUCGCUGUCAAGAAUAAAUGUGGCAACAAAACAGUCGAGAACAACUUUGGAGUUAUCACAGAAAAUGUACCAUGUGGCUCUACAGGCACCACCUGCUCCAAGACUGUCAGAAUUCAACUCGGACGAACAGAAAUUAAACUAACAAAGGGUAAAUAUGAAGAGGACGAUCUGAGACAGGGCCCGCUGAUUAAGUACAGAAUAAGGAGGGUUGGUCUGUACUUGGUGGUAGAAUCUACCAUCGGUCUGGCAGUGAUAUGGGAUCGCAAAACAAGUGUUCGCAUCCUCCUGGAGCCCCAGCACAGUGGUGAAGUUUGUGGCCUUUGUGGAAAUUUUGAUGGAGAUGGACGGAACGACUUCACCACCCAGGGUCAGCUGGUGGUGAGCAACAUGCUAGAGUUUGCAAACAGCUGGAAAGUGUCUAGCACUUGCCCGGAUGUGGAAGAGAAUGUGGAUUCUUGUGCAGUUGCACCCAUGAGACAUCACUGGGCAAAAAUGAUGUGCAGCAUCAUAACAGGACAUACAUUCAAAGACUGCCAGCACAAGGUUGAUCCUCGCCCAUUUUAUGAAAACUGUGUGAAAGACUCGUGUGCCUGCGACACUGGAGGAGACUGUGAGUGUUUCUGCUCGGCUGUAGCAGCCUACGCUCAGGCUUGUAACGAGGCUGGUGUUUGUGUUGCAUGGAGAACACCAGACAUCUGUCCUGUUUUUUGUGAAUACUAUAACAGCCCAGAUGAUUGCACAUGGCACUACAGUCCUUGCCACACACCUUGUUACAAGACUUGUUUGAACCCACAAGGAAUUUGUAGCAACCCACUACCCAAUCUGGAGGGUUGUUAUCCUGUAUGCCCAGAAGAUAAACCCAUUUUUGAUGAGAAGAAUCAAACAUGUGUGGAAGAAUGUGCUUAUUGCUUGUACAAUGGGACCAUAUAUGAAGAAAAUGAUGUGGUUUACAAUGUCACAGACUACAUGGGAAUGUGCUACUACGGAAUCUGCAUUAAUUCAACUGUGAUACACAUAAGUAAACCUUGUACAACAACCCCAGAACCAUCCACAACCACAACAGCUCCCCCUACAACAACCACAGGGCCAUCCACAACCACAAAAUCUACCCCUCCACCUCCACCUCCCCCAACAACAACAACCCCAGAACCACCCACAACCACAAUAUCACCGCCAUCUACACGAACCCCUACAACAACUUCAGAAACCAUCCACAACCACAACAGCUCCCCCUACAACAACCCCAGAACCAUCCACAACCACAACAGCUCCCCCUACAACAACCACAGGGCCAUCCACAACCACAAAAUCUACCCCUCCACCUACACCUCCCCCAACAACAACAACCCCAGAACCACCCACAACCACAAAAGCUACACCUCCCCCAACAACAACAACCCCAGAACCACCCACAACCACAACAGCUCCCCCUACAACAACCACAGGGCCAUCCACAACCACAAAAUCUACCCCUCCACCUACACCUCCCCCAACAACAACAACCCCAGAACCAUCCACAACCACAACAGCUCCCCCUACAACAACCACAGGGCCAUCCACAACCACAAAAUCUACCCCUCCACCUCCACCUCCCCCAACAACAACAACCCCAGAACCACCCACAACCACAAAAGCUACACCUCCCCCAACAACAACAACCCCAGAACCAUCCACAACCACAACAGCUCCCCCUCCCCCUACAACAACCCCAGGGCCAUCCACAACCACAAAAUCUACCCCUCCACCUCCACCUACCCCAACAACAACAACCCCAGAACCACCCACAACCACAAAAGCUACACCUCCCCCAACAACAACAACCCCACAACCACCCACAACCACAACAGCUCCCCCUACAACAACCACAGGGCCAUCCACAACCACAAAAUCUACCCCUCCACCUACACCUCCCCCAACAACAACAACCCCAGAACCAUCCACAACCACAACAGCUCCCCCUACAACAACCACAGGGCCAUCCACAACCACAAAAUCUACCCCUCCACCUCCACCUCCCCCAACAACAACAACCCCAGAACCACCCACAACCACAAUAUCACCGCCAUCUACACGACCCCCUACAACAACUUCAGAGUCAUCCACAAUCACAAAAGGUACUUCUCCAACUACCACAACUUUGGUCACAACUACUUGCAUUCCAACCUAACCAUCCACAACCACAACAGCUCCCCCUACAACAACCCCAGGGCCAUCCACAACCACAAAAUCUACCCCUCCACCUACACCUCCCCCUACAACAACAACCCCAGAACCAUCCACAACCACAACAGCUCCCCCUACAACAACCACAGGGCCAUCCACAACCACAAAAUCUACCCCUCCACCUCCACCUCCCCCAACAACAACAACCCCAGAACCACCCACAACCACAAAAGCUACACCUCCCCCAACAACAACAACCCCACAACCACCCACAACCACAACAGCUCCCCCUACAACAACCACAGGGCCAUCCACAACCACAAAAUCUACCCCUCCACCUACACCUCCCCCAACAACAACAACCCCAGAACCAUCCACAACCACAACAGCUCCCCCUACAACAACCACAGGGCCAUCCACAACCACAAAAUCUACCCCUCCACCUCCACCUCCCCCAACAACAACAACCCCAGAACCACCCACAACCACAAAAGCUACACCUCCCCCAACAACAACAACCCCAGAACCAUCCACAACCACAACAGCUCCCCCUACAACAACCACAGGGCCAUCCACAACCACAAAAUCUACCCCUCCACCUCCACCUCCCCCAACAACAACAACCCCAGAACCACCUACAACCACAAAAGCUACACCUCCCCCAACAACAACAACCCCAGAACCAUCCACAACCACAACAGCUCCCCCUACAACAACCACAGGGCCAUCCACAACCACAAAAUCUACCCCUCCACCUACACCUCCCCCAACAACAACAACCCCAGAACUACCCACAACCACAAAAGCUACACCUCCCCCAACAACAACAACCCCACAACCACCCACAACCACAACAGCUCCCCCUCCCACUACAUCAACAACCCCAGAACCACCCACAACCACAAAAGCUACAACUCCACCUACACAUCCCCCUACAACAACCCCAGAGCCAUCCACAACCACAAAAUCUACCCCUUCACCUACACCUCCCCCAACAACAACAACCCCAGAACCACCCACAACCACAAAAGCUACAACUCCACCUACACCUCCCCCAACAACAACCCCAGAGCCAUCCACAACCACAAAAAGCCAUCCACAACCACAAAAUCUACCCCUCCACCUCCACCUCCCCCAACAACAACAACCCCAGAACCACCCACAACCACAAAAGCUACAACUCCACCUACACAUCCCCCUACAACAACCCCAGAGCCAUCCACAACCACAAAAUCUACCCCUCCACCUACACCUCCCCCAACAACAACAACCCCAGAACCAUCCACAACCACAACAGCUCCCCCUCCCCCUACAACAACCCCAGGGACAUCCACAACCACAAAAUCUACCCCUCUACCUACACCUCCCCCAACAACAACAACCCCAGAACUAUCCCCAACCACAAAAGCUACCACUCCAUCUACACCUUCGCCUACAACAACCCCAAAACCAACUACUACAACAAAAGUUUCAACUCCAUUUCCCAUACCCACAACUGGCCCUACAAGAUCAACAGUACCACCUCAAGAACAAGUCAGUCAUACAGUCACAACGGAGUGCUUCUGUAUUUUUAAUGGCACAAUUUAUCAUCCAGGACAGCCAAUAUUUUCCAUGCACCCCAUCGGAUCAGGCAUUUGUCUCACAAUGAUUUGUUCUGAUGUUUGUGAAAUUCAUAACAAGACUGAAUUGUGUGCAAGCACCUCAGCAUCAACACUCACACCUUCUCCCACACCUUAUAUACCUACUUGUCCUGAGUGGGAUGUUGUACAAAAUGAGACAUUUGUCAUAUGCAACUGCACCAUGGCAAGAUGCAUUGAGAACAACACAAUUGAAAUAAUUCCACUUGAGUGUCCACCACUCCAAAACAUAACUUGUUCCAAUGGAAAGAAACCAGUUCUUGCAUAUGAUGAGUAUUACUGCUGCCAAAAAUAUGUUUGUGACUGUGUAUGUGAAGGAUGGGGAGAUCCUCAUUACAUCACAUUUGAUGGGUUAUACUACAGUUAUCAAGGAAACUGUACUUAUGUUUUGAUGGAGGAGUACACACCAAAAAAUCAUCUAAAGAUAUAUGUUGACAACGUAUAUUGUGAUCCCACUGAAGAUGUUUCUUGUCCAAGAGCACUAACCAUAGCAUAUGGAUUUCAUGUUGUUACGCUCAUCAAUCAUAACCUCAUUGGAGCUCCACAAUUAGAGGCAUUAAAAAAUGAGGAAAUACUUAAACUACCUUAUUCACAACAAGGUGUUAAGAUCAUGAGUUCUGCGAUAAACUUGGUUUAUGAGAUCCCUCGCCUAAAUGUGGUCAUUACAUUUGGAAUGACUGGUUUUAGCAUCAACCUUCCAUAUCAGUACUUUGGCAACAACACACAGGGUCAUUGUGGGACAUGCAACAACAAUAUGGCGGAUGACUGCAGGCUGCCAACAGGCGAACUAGUGAAAAAUUGUGCAGUGAUGGCAGACUAUUGGCCAGCGGAUGACGUUAUUAAACCCAACUGCCCAACACCACCUGUAGUACCCACUAAUGUACCUGAAUCACAACUAGAACCAACUCCAUGCAAGCCAGACUCCAUUUGUGAUCUGCUUAAGAGAAGUGUUUUUGCAGAAUGUCAUCCAUUAGUUUCACCAGACAAUUUCUACAAAGGUUGCGCUUUUGAUAGUUGUCACGUUUCAAACCCUACAGUGGAGUGCACAAGUUUGCAAACUUAUGCUGCUGCCUGUGCUCAGGCUGGGAUUUGCAUCCAAUGGAGAAACCACACCAAAAUAUGUGCUAGUGACUGCCCAUCUGACAAAGUUUAUAUGCCUUGUGGUCCUGCAGAACAGCCAUCUUGUGAAGACAAUCCAAAUGAAUCAACCACACAGUUUAUUACUGAGGGCUGCUUCUGUCCUGAUGGAAUGAAGCUCUUUAACAAAGAUUCAGGAAUAUGUGUUGAAAAAUGUGGAUGUCUUGAUCCUGAAGGCAUUCCUCGGGAGUUUAAUGAGAGGUUUGAGUACAAAUGCCAGGACUGCAUUUGUGAUGAGUCUACCAAAACUGUGAUUUGCAAACCUAAGACAUGCCCAGAACCACCAUCUGCUAAUUGCACUGGACCAGGUUUUGUUGUUGUGAACCAAACAAACCCAGUGGAUCCCUGCUGCUUUGUCUACGUUUGUCAAUGCCAACUCAACAACUGCCCACAAAACAGCAUGAGCUGUCCAAUUGGAUACAGGCCAAUCAUCAGUGUUCCUGAGGGAAAAUGCUGUCCAGAACAUACAUGUGACCCUAAACGAGUUUGUGUCCACAAGAAUGUUGAAUACGAGCCCAGUUCCUCAGUUCCUGCAGUUGCAUGCCAGGACUGUACCUGCGGCAAUGAGAUUGAUCCACACAGCGGUCUGUUUAAACUAGACUGUGUGUAUCAGCAGUGUCAUGAGACCUGUGACUUGGGUUAUGAAUAUGUGGAAACUAACUCUAAUGACUGCUGUGGAAAGUGUGUACAGAAACAAUGCAUCCUGAAUUUAAAUGGUACCAAGCAACUCUUGAAUGAAGGAGAAAUGUGGUCACCGCCUGAAAACAUGUGUGAGCACUACACCUGUAUGAGGAAUGGGGACACACUAUCAGCCCUAAGUUCACAAAUCAUUUGCCCUCAUUUCCAAGAGAGUAACUGCCACCCUAACACAAUUCAAACUGCAGCAAAUGGGUGCUGUAAAAUCUGUAUGGAGAUAGACAAAGCCUGCAAGCUGAUUAGCAUGAAAACUCUAGUUUUGCGCCACGGCUGUCAGUCUGAACAUGAGGUGGAAAUGCCAUACUGUGAAGGAUCUUGCAACACAUUCACUAAGUACUCUGCAGCAGCAGCCGCUAUGGAACAUUCCUGCUCCUGCUGUAAGGAAAUACGCUCCAGCAAUCGCACUAUUGACUUGCUGUGCCUGAAUGGAGGCAAGAUCACCCACACCUACAUGUAUGUGGAGGAGUGCGGCUGUGGCCACACAGAAUGUACCGCAACUGCAGGCCUACGUGCUCGCAAAAAGAGAAGCUCGAUGCUGCUGUGAUACAUUCUUCUUUCAUAACAUUACUCAAUGUUAGAAGUGUUUUAUCUUGUACCACUCUAGCAAUAUUAGAAAGUAAUUUGCCACUUAAGUGGAGUAUUUAUCAUCUAAUCAAAUAAAAAGAUUCAACUAAA
This is a messenger RNA of Girardinichthys multiradiatus, 8978 nucleotides long. Its product is annotated as mucin-2-like. The record is from RefSeq and is a predicted model, not a curated record. NCBI's taxonomy places the organism in Eukaryota, Metazoa, Chordata, Actinopteri, Cyprinodontiformes, Goodeidae. Gene Ontology annotation, cellular component: extracellular matrix. The transcript has 47 exons. Gene Ontology annotation, molecular function: protein binding. Bases 1 to 8847 code for a protein of 2948 amino acids.